CUGAAGGGAGGUGGAGUUUCAGGGAGAAGUUUGUGUAAAACAAUCUGCGGCAGCUUUUCAUGUAGCCCCUCUCAACAAGUUGAAGCAGUGAAGCGGAUAAAGAAGCAGCUGCUUUCACCAAACAGCCUGUCAUGGAAAUCCCUGCCAUCAAUCUAAAGGCCAUAGUAAUGGUGCACUGGCUGCUUACAGUAUGGGGCUGCAUGGCGUGGCUGCCCACCUCCUUUGCUUGGGGGAACUUCAGUGUUUUAGCUGUCGGGGUCUGGGCCAUUGCACAGAGGGACUCGAUUGAUGCCGUGCUCAUGUUUCUGAUGGGGAUGUUUGUAACGAUAGUGACCGACAUCAUCCAUUUCGGGAUCUUCUACCCGAUGAAUGACUUUGCAGCAGAGAGCGGAAGGAAUGCGUUUCGCUUCAGCGCAGGAAUGGCCAUCCUCAGCCUGCUGCUCAAACCUGCGUCCUGCUUCUUCGUCUACCAAAUGUACCGUGAGCGUGGAGGAGAUUACAACGUUAACUUUGGUUUCCCCUCUGUAUCACGAAACAGAGAUGCCUACCAGUCCAUUGACCAGCAGGACCAGGAGUCUUCCAGCUCAGGGAAUCCCUUCAACCAGUCCCAGGAUGGCAAACCAGCAGUCCGCUCAUACUGAGAGAACCAGGCGCUGAACCAUGCAGUGUUUUCCUCUGACUUUUUAUGCAGCAGCGCAGUGCUCAGGGGCAAAUUUUUACAAUUGAUUCCACAUCAGUCCCUGUGCUGUGUGCUGUUGGACUGCUGCAGAUUGCAACCCUGACACCAAACUGAAUGCUUUUAGUACGGUAACUCAUUAGCUCUGUUUGGGCUUUAGAAUUAAAUGUGGCACAUUUAUCUUCAAAGGUUGUAAUGUUUUUGCUGAGCUGGCACAUCAUUGCUGAAUAAAUACAGAGGAAAACACUGCACCACUCCCAUGCUGUGUUACUGUUGUUACCGCCUACUGUUUUUAGUAGAGAGGUGUUGAAUGAAACUGUCUGCAUCAGUUUUGUCAGUUUACUUUUUUCCAAGUGAGUCACUUUUUACAAAUCUGGCACUUAGAGACAUUACGAGUGUUGUCUGUUUCUCUGUGUGAUCUGUAAAUUAUCACAUUCUCCGUGUGUGUGCAGUUUGUAUUUGUUAUUUUCAUAUUACUCUUUUUUUUCUUUUUGGUACAGCAAACGCUGUUAUUUUUUAACACAAGAACUGAAAUGAAUGUUCAAUGUCAUGCCUUUAGAAGCUACCUUGUGCCUUUGUACUUUUUCAACUGGUAAGAGCUGUGAAAUCCUUCGACUGAGUUGAAGACGCGAUAACCAAAUUGAAGUUAGAGGCCUUUCUUCUCAUAACUGAGCGAGAAAUGAGCAAAAACCUUCACAGUGCAGUGCGGCACACAGACUGGUACUGUUCACUCAUAGUGAUGUUGAUCUAUGCAAAGUCUGUAUUAAGACUACUGUCACAUGUAGCACUGUAACUGUUACUUUUUGUUAUGACUUAUGAGUUUCUCAUUUCAAAGCAUUUUAAAUGUAUUAUUCUUACAGUUGUUGUCAUAAAAGUUACAGGCCUCUAGACUGCCAGAAACACUCUUUUGUAAUGUAAAACUUGUUUCAAUAAAUUAUAGACCACA
This is a messenger RNA of Epinephelus lanceolatus (giant grouper), 1622 nucleotides long. RefSeq names its product angiotensin II receptor-associated protein (gene agtrap). Gene Ontology annotation, biological process: regulation of blood pressure; angiotensin-activated signaling pathway. Lineage: Eukaryota; Metazoa; Chordata; Actinopteri; Perciformes; Serranidae. The record is from RefSeq and is a predicted model, not a curated record. Gene Ontology annotation, cellular component: plasma membrane.